AAACUAUUAGAUGAUGUUCGGACAUUCACUGCCCAAAAUCUGCAACGAGCGAAUAGGAUCGCAUUUACUAAUACUCGAUGGCGCGUAGGCACUAUGAGCGGCGGAGGUAAUCGAGUGUUUAAAGGUUCCAUGAGUUCGAAACUUUCUUCGGACAUAACAUCCGAGACAAUAUCGAAAUUGGAAAACGACCAAUGA
Molecule: messenger RNA, 195 nt
Organism: Funneliformis mosseae
Lineage: Eukaryota; Fungi; Glomeromycota; Glomeromycetes; Glomerales; Glomeraceae
Source: the annotation of a GenBank genome assembly